AUGGGAGUUGCAGUCCAUUUUUUGUCGUCCAAGUUUAAUGCAGCAAAAGGGACGGAGUACAAAGGGUCGAUUUAUGAUGCUGGGCCCACAUUUGAAUCACAUGGGGUCCCACAUGGUUCAGCUGAUUUGGUUAAGGCUGUUCCCGACAAACACAAGAAGUUUCUUGCUGAUAUUGUUUGGGUCCAUGAAGAGGAUAAUGUCUGCGUAGAGACUGCAGAUGGGACCAAACACUGUAGAUUGAUUGCUGUGCAUGCUGGUUUAGAGAAAGAUAAAGAUGCCAAGCAGCAGUCGGCGUUUUUGAAAGCCAAAGACACCCGGGUGCCUAAGAUAGAGGCUCUGAGUGGGAGGAAAAAUGUAUGGGAUAUACCAAAGGAACUGACAGAGAAACCAACUGUUGUCGUAAGUGGUCAUCACGCGAAACUGAACAUUGAAGGCCUCAGACUGAUCAUUGAUGAAGGUGGUGGUAUGGCGGAAAGACCAGUGGUUGCAGUUGUGCUCCCCUCUAUGAAAAUAGUCCGCGAUACAGAUGCGUUGACAAACUAGUUUCAAAUCUGGGGUACAUACUUACAUUGUCAUAUACUAUACUCAUAAUAAAGUAUCUAUUUGAUAGCAAAA
Malus domestica (apple) is the source of this 615-nucleotide messenger RNA. NCBI's taxonomy places the organism in Eukaryota, Viridiplantae, Streptophyta, Magnoliopsida, Rosales, Rosaceae. The record is from RefSeq and is a predicted model, not a curated record.